GUCUGAAAAGUGGACAGAGGUGAGGGGGAGCCAGAGGAGGAACCCAGACAGUGUGGGAAGUAAAGGACUGGAGGAGAGAGAAAGCGAGAGAGAGAGAGGGGUAGCAAGCACUAGGAGAGCAGUGAGGAUGGAUCAAGUGCAUACUGUCUUCUCAUGACAAUGCUGACCAUUUCAAACUCCACGAGGGAAUAUUAUUCUCACUUGAACGGGUCGGAAUCGCGGUCGCCAUCAACCGCAACCUUUCCAAACAUGCUUAUGCAGAAUAUGGAACCGAUUUGACGUUUCAAAUGGAUAUGCUUCCCGGGAAAGUAACUUUUUCUCACAAAAGAAAUAACAGAAACUACGCGUUUGAAACUACAGCUUGGAUAAAAAGCAUUUUAAUAACCUUUUCUGAAUAAUUUAUCGGGCAUGCGUCUUAACCCCUCAUAACUUUUUGGAUGGUUUUGAUUCCUAUAGACUAUGCUCUGGGAUUAUUAGAUGUUUAAAUAUUUCAAUUGAAGAUGGAGAGGUCGUUAAUAUACCUGUUUUUAUAUUUUACCUUACCUGGAAUAAUUGUGACCGCGUCUUCGAAUCCCUCGCGCAACAACCUCCAAACACCUCAGAGCCAUUCAAAUUCAAAUGCUGCACGAGUCGCGAGCAGGCACAGGAACUGGUGUGCUUACGUAGUGACGCGCACCAUCAGCUGUGUGAUGGAGGACGGCGUGGAGACGUAUGUGAAACCGGAAUACCAGAGGUGUGCUUGGGGACAGUGCUCCAGAGGGAUGGUGUAUCGGACAUACCGGAGGCCCAGGUAUAAGGUGGCCUAUAAGAUGGUGACGGAGAUGGAGUGGAAGUGUUGUCAUGGUUACUCCGGUGACGACUGCCACGAUGGUACGACGUGGACUGGUGACAGUCAGGUGACAGCGGGCCGACCCCACGUCACUCAGACAGGAUAUAACACUGAAGAAGGAGGAGGAGGAGAGAGGGACAGUAACAGGAUUAGACAAAUGGAGGAGACUAUCCAAAGAUUGACCAAGGACCUCCAUGACAUGCAGUCCACCGUGACUGGCAUGAACCAGAGACUCCACGAAGACUCCAGCAGACCAGGCCUGAAUGGGGACCGGACCCCGGCCGACGCGGCCCCGCCCAUGACGGAGACCAUCCAUAGCAUUCAGACCAAACUGGAUCAGCUGGACAACAGGACCCAGGUCCACGACCGGACCCUCCUGUCCAUCAACAACCACCUGGUCAAUGGUAACGGGGGUUCCCAUGGUAACGAGCUGGAUGGGGCUCUGACGGGCAAGAUGGACGCCAUGAAGGAAGACAUUCUCCGUGACCUGGAGAGGAGGGUCAGUUUGUCCUGCUCCUCCUGUCAGAGCGGGGUGGAGGACAUGAGGAGGCAGCAGGAGAGGGACCGUGAGAGGAUCAGCGCCUUGGAGAAGCUGUUGAGCUCCAUGGACCAGCACUAUCGACACAACAUGGAGACAAUGAGGAGGGAGGUGGAACGCUCGCAGGGUUGCUGCGACACCGUCACGGAGCUGGACCGCAGGCUGACUGACGUGGAGGUGAAGGUGGACACCGCGGCCCAGGGCUAUGACAUCGUCAAAGGGCGCCUGGACAAGGAGCUGGGCGGGGCGUCGGGAGGAGAGAAGGGCGGCAGGAUGAAGGUGACGGAGGAGAAGCUGAACAGCCGACUGCGGGAGCUGGAGAGGAGGUUGAACGGCACGGUGAGGAAGACGGAGCAGAGGUGCACCAACACGGGGAGCAGCAUGAAGGAGAGCCUGCAGAGGGAGGUCACCUCCAUCCGCAACAUGGUCCUCAGCCACGUGGAAGACCACGGAUACAGGAUGGGAAAGGUGGAGCUGGACCUCACCGUCCUGACCGACACGGUCACUGACCACAGCCGACGACUGGGUCAACUAGAGAACAUCACAAACCUAAUGGACGCCAGACUGACGUCGACGGAGAACAUGUGCGCCGAGACCUGUGGUCCCAAUGGGAACGGACGACAGACAGAGGACACGGUCAAGAACCUGGAGUGGAGGGUGGUCACCAACCAGGAGGAUAUCCGGAGGUUUGACACUAGACUCAAGGACCUGUCGGUGUCCGGGGACGCCGUCAUGGACAGAGUGGAGGACCUCAGCAACGACGUCAAGAUGAUCAAAGGGUUGACGGGCGAGGACGGCGAGCAUUUCAACAGGAUCGUGUCCGAGGUGGAGACGCUGGGGCGAAGUGUGGAUGACUGCUCCGUCUGUAGCUCAGUGGAGAAAGACCUGCAGUCCUUCGCCAAUGCUACCAGCAGCGCCCUCUCGAGGUGCCAAGCAGAGCUGACAGACAUGCGCAACAGGUUUGACUCUGAGGAGUCCACAUGCUCCAAGGUUUGCUCCAACCUGCAGGAGGCGGUGGGGCGGCUGCGAGAGGAGGUGGAGGAGUGCACAGGGAGGUGUAACACCGGCCUGACAGACCUCAAGACAAACCUGGAUGGUUACAAGAACCUCAGCGGGCGACUGGGAACAGAUCUGAAGUCCAUCCAAGGAGAAAUGUCCCAGUUCAACAUCAGGUUUACUACCUUGAAUGAAAGCGUGAAGGAUCUGGGUUUUAAGGUCCAGAACCACGACGAGGCCCUUAUAGACCUGGGUUCCUCCAAGGACAACAUCAACUCAGAGGUGUACAAGCUGCAGACGGAGCUGGACGACCACAUCGACGACACCAAGGUCCGUUUCACUGACCUGGGCCGGGAGAUAAACACCAUCACCAGCAACUAUGUGACCGAGAUCGGGGACUGCCGGCGGUCUGGGGACGGCCUGGACAAGAGGCUGUCCAAGAUGGAGGGCAUGUGUGGUCGGCUGGACGGAAUCUCCAACAGCUUGGUGAAGAUCAAGGAGGGACUGAACAGACAUGUUUCGGGGUUGUGGAACUGUGUCAACACCAUCAACUCUACGGUUAUCUCCCACGGCGACAGCAUCAACACCAUAAAGAACAUAGAGAUCCCCGCCAUUCACUCUGACAUCCACGGGCUCAACACCUCCGUCCACAACGUCCUCAACGAGAUCCGCAGCUUCAGCCUUCAGGACUUUGUCGGUCCCCCUGGUCUUCCUGGUCCGAGGGGAGAGAGGGGCUACUCAGGCCUUCCAGGACCAGUGGGGCCCCAGGGAAAAGAGGGGCCCCAGGGCAAACCAGGCAAUGAGGGGCCCCUGGGACCUCCAGGUUUGAGAGGUGAAGAAGGGCCUCCGGGGUCAGAUGCCCAUGUUCCCCGUCUGUCCUUCUCGGCCGCUCUUACCCACCCCCAGGCCCGGCCUGGGACCAUCGUCUUCAACAAGGUCUUCGUCAAUGAGAUGGACGUCUACAACGCGCGCACAGGCUACUUCACGGCACCGGUGAGCGGGAAGUACUACUUCAGUGCCACUCUGACGGGCCACAAGAACGUCAAGGUGGAAGCGGUCCUGUCCAAGUCCAACUAUGGCGUGGCGCGUGGAGACUCCGCGGGCUACCAACCAGAGGGCCUGGAGAAGCCCAUGGCCGAGGCCAGACACACCCCUGGUGCCCUGGUGGUGUUCAGCCUGAUACUGCCCAUGAAGGUCGGAGACUCUGUGUGCAUCGACCUGGUCUCCGGGAAGCUGGCCCACUCUUCUGAACCCCUCACCAUGUUCAGCGGGGUGCUCCUGUAUGAGGGCGUUGUCUGAUUGGCUGGUCUGUUGGCAUGAGGCCUUCUGACUGGCUGGUCUGUUGGUAUGAGGCCUUCUGAAUGGCUGGACGGUUUAGUGCAAGGCAUUUUGAUUGGAUUCUGGGUUGGGAUGAGGAAGUCCGGUGGGAUGGUUUGUAAUAAGGAGGAGUAUGAUUGGUGAGUACAGUUUUGCUGUAGACCUUCAUGAAUGAAAAAUAAGAAAACAAACGUGUCCGAUUAUCAAUGUACUUCAUUUGAUGUUUUUUCGUGUUACCCUUAAACUUUAAGGAAAAUAUUGAACAGAGCAAAUACCCAUUGUACUUUAUUACAUGGUUUUACAUUUUAAUUUAAUCGUUUGUUUGGUACUAUAAAAGUUUUAUACAUUUCUAUCUACAGUUAAUAAGUAUCACACACGAAUGCAAUGUAAUUCACACCCACAAAUAUGUCUCUGGGAUUACUGUAUUUACAAAGUUCAUUUAGUUAACGCACAUUUCAAUUUUCUACGCUGUCUUAAGUGCUUUCUAACUACUUUAUGUUGUUGUCGUGGUGCAACGUCAGUUCUCUUGGUGCUAAUCAGUCUGUGUUCCAGAACCCAAACCAAAAAGAACACUUAGGGAGCAUUCCAUUCCAUGAGUGUCCAAAGAAUCAAGAGAAAAGUCUCUCAGAAUAAUAAUAUAAAGGGUCAAUCAGUAUGCGAAAGUUGAGGACCAGCAGUAAAGCAUAUGUACUCCGUCUGUUGCUCUCUGCUGGGUCUGACAGUGGAAUGUAUAUUUACAGCCAUAGAUAAUGCUAAUGGUGAGAUGAAUAAACCUCCUCCACAUCCCUUCGUUCCUUUGGCCCGGUUCCUGAAUCUCCAAAAAUGCCACCCUAUUUCCUAUUUAGGGAUCGUGUUGUUUUCUUUUUAAAAGUAGUAUACUAAAUAGUGAAUAUGGUGCCAUUUGGGACAGCGAGUAGGGGUCACACUUGCUGUGUCCUUCCUUAGUGGGCCAAUUAUCGAGCAUGUACUGAAUUCAGAGAAUUGGAAUUCAGCCCGAUAUACAGGAUAGGAUGUUGUUGUAGCUGCUGUCAAGAAACAUUACGAUCAUUCACCACAUUCAUGGCUAUCUGAAAUGGAACCUCAUUGCCCGUGUAGUAAAUCAUCUCUGACCAGCCUCGUGUCCUCAGGUGGACUUGGACAUUAGUCCGUGGCAAGAAAGCCUAGAGGUCAAGAACAUGGGUUCCGGUAAACAAAAGGUCAUUGGUUCUGAGCCGGGAUGGUGAAAAGUCUGCUGUUCUGCCGCUAAACACGGCAAUUAACCCAAAUUGCUCUCAGAUUGUUGCUGAAAAUAAGAAUGUGUUCUUUGUCGUGCUAACCUGGUAAAAUAGCAGUAAAACAGAAGCUGCCUCGCACUACAGAAACGGGACAUAGCCUCCUUCCACAUGGGCCGGGCUCUUCUCUGUACAGGCUUACGGGGCUUCCUGUUGCCCAGGUGGUCCAGAGAGGGCUCUGGUCCUGGUUUAAAAUAACGCACGGUAGUAGGAUGCUGGUAUAAAUCGCCUGGGCAGAUGUCGAUUUCCUAAAGCUAUGAUAUGUAUGGAUAUAGUUUGUAAAUAUUUUGAAUGUAUAAUUGUUGCCAUGCGUAUAUCAGCAAGUUGUUGUGAUUUA
Esox lucius (northern pike) is the source of this 5288-nucleotide messenger RNA. RefSeq names its product elastin microfibril interfacer 1a (gene emilin1a). NCBI's taxonomy places the organism in Eukaryota, Metazoa, Chordata, Actinopteri, Esociformes, Esocidae. The transcript has 19 exons. Gene Ontology annotation, molecular function: protein binding. The record is from RefSeq and is a predicted model, not a curated record. Bases 501 to 3662 code for a protein of 1053 amino acids.